Ilyonectria robusta is the source of this 2289-nucleotide messenger RNA. Its product is annotated as C6 transcription factor. Gene Ontology annotation, molecular function: zinc ion binding; DNA binding. The record is from RefSeq and is a predicted model, not a curated record. The coding region runs from base 65 to 2080 and encodes 671 amino acids. The transcript is spliced from 6 exons. Lineage: Eukaryota; Fungi; Ascomycota; Sordariomycetes; Hypocreales; Nectriaceae. Gene Ontology annotation, biological process: DNA-templated transcription.
ACGAAUUCUUGUCUCUGCCAUGUUCGAGAACAAAAUGGAUAUCAUUGCGAAGAGAAUAGAAGACAUGAGCCAAAUAAUCGCUCGAUUGGAUUCUGUUAAAAUUGCACAGCCCUCUCCCGCCUCGUCGGGUUCGCACCCGGCAUUCUCAACUCCCCAAUCUUUGGCCUCGAUUGGUCCAACCCCUGCAUCCUCGACACCUACUAUGACUGACCCAGACCGCCCAAUACAAGAUACCAAAGACCAAGAUGGUUCAAGGGCCGAAUACGAGGGCGAAUCCUCCCUUCUCGCCCAUGCCGUCUUUGCCACGAGUUUUCUCCAGGGUGAGGUUAACAACAAUCGCUCGACCGAUAUAUUCUUGGAAAUGACCUCGGUAUUGGAUACUCUGCGUAAUAUUGUAGAGGCCCAAAAGCAGAAUGUGGAUAACGUCGAAGCGUUGUAUCCGCACGCCAAGCUAAUACCGCCAGGCUCAACUGUCCGUCAACUUGGCUUGCCCCCACUCGACAAGGCUUUUGCAUGCCUACGAAUGGCCAAAGAAUUUCCUCAAAUUCGAGCAUAUUGGGCAAUGGAGUUUCCAACAUUAGGCCACUUCAUGGAAUACUUCAUCAAGGUGUACUCCCCCGGCAUGGCCACUGAAGCAGAUUUGAUCAUCGUCCACGUUGGACUCUACUGGCUUUUCUGCGCCUGCUCCAGCGCAACCGUUGAUGAAUCAAUCAAGCAAGACUUUGACGCUCAGGCAUGUGUCUGUCGGGAUAAUCUUGAGACAAUCCUGUCCAGGCUAUCUUUCCACAUGCCCACAACAAUGGAUUAUGCUUGCGCCAUGAACUUGGCUGCUUCUUAUCUCAUCCAAAGAUGCCAAUCGUUCGCUGCGUGGACCUUUAUCACCACAGCGUCCAGGAUUUGCCAGACACUUGGAAUAUACAGUACCAUUCCCCCAUUAAGUGCUACCGCGCCAGAGAAGAGAAAUUGGCAGGAGAGGGUCUUUUGGUGCGUAUAUAUCACAGAGAAGAUGCUAUCUUUGAGGCUCGGCCGAACCUCGACUAUUCGGGACGAGGACAUUACCCUGCCAAUGCCAGGCCCGGAUCAAACCACCGACACCAUUUUAUGCAGUAUCCUGCCCAAUUGGAUUCGCCUGUCGACUUUGCAAGGUCGAGUUUACGAUGAGAUAUACAGUUCGAGAGCGCUUCUUCAGCCGGAGCAUAUACGGACUUCUCGUGCCCGCGCUCUGGCAAAGGAGCUCAAGACCAUUAUGAGCACAGAGGACGAAUUCGAGAUGCAAUACAACAAUGCAAGCCGUCAAUCACUCGGACCAGCUGUGCAUCAGCUUCAACGGCACAUGGACAGAGUGACAUGCUUGUCUUUACUGACUCUCAUCUACCGGAGCAUUCCCUCUGAAGGGCUGUCAAGCUCAGCUUUCUGUGAAGACUGCAUCGCUACCGCCAAGGCCACACUGACGGAACACGAAAGGUGCAUAGCUACGAUGGCAGAGAACCAAUUGCAGUCAAGCUUCCUCGGAAUAUAUGUCAAUUGGAGCUUGAUGCAAUCCCCAUUCAUCCCCUUCAUUGUUCUCUUCUGCGAGAUUGUGGAGACCUCUGAGUCUUCCGACCUCGGAUGCCUUGGCGCUCUAGUUGAAACGCUACAAUCGGCAUCAACGUCGGUACACUACCCCAUUUGUGGCAAACAAUUCAGACUCUUCAAAGCACUUUACGAUGUCGCCGUAAAGUAUGUAGAAGUCAAAGCUAGCAGAGCGGACGACCAAGUUGCGGAUUGCACAGUGCUCGACUACACUAACGAAUUAAGUACACGAGAGCCCGCUGGUUUAUCUCAAACACUUUCAAUUUCCUUGCCAGAUUCGACGAGCGGUUUACAAAGUUCUACCAUGCCUGUCAGCAGCAUAGCAAGCGCUGGAACGAAAGAAGCACAAUUACUGGGUGGACUGCUCGGCCAUGGGUCUAGGGUAGGUCUACAAGCGCAAAAUGCCGGGUUUGGAUACACUGGCUUUGAGAUGAAUCCUACGGGUGCGGAGCUUGGUAAUUGGUUUUCCAGGAAUCAAGAAAUGCUCAUAAUGAUGGAGGAUCUCUAGGAUAGUUAACGGCAUUCUACAGCGAUGUUGGUGAGUUAAUAGAGUGCCGCGUAUCUUCUUAGUGGAUCAAUUGUUGGUUCGGCGUCAUGAGGAGUUAGACGACCUGGAGGAAGAAACGUGAUGAUCUCUUGAUCGGAGAGUAAGCUUGGAAUUCAAAUUAUUCCGUCAAGUCCCCCUCUCAGCUAUCUUAAUAAUAACGCAAAGUCAAG